AUGCGAUUUGUUUUUGUGCUCGUUGUGAUGUUCGUCCUGACGAAAGGAUCCCACAUAUCUCCAGUGGAACCUGAAUCCCCCGUGGAAGCUCAUUCAGCCGGAGGUGUUUCUUCACAAGCUGCCGUUAGUUUCCCCGAAGUGCGACCAGCCCCAGGAUCCCAGGCUCAAUCACCAGCACCCCGUCCGGCUCCUCGACCAGUGGGAGCCCCUCGUCCUGCGGGAGCCCCUCGUCUUGUAGCUGCUCGUCGUCAGCUUGGAUCACAUUCCCGUCCUUCCGUUGUCGUCAACGUUGGACGUCCCAUUGGCGGAGGAUCUGGUCAUGCCCAGAAUCGCAAUCGCAUCCAGAAACCAUACUAA
Drosophila takahashii is the source of this 357-nucleotide messenger RNA. RefSeq names its product translation initiation factor IF-2. The record is from RefSeq and is a predicted model, not a curated record. NCBI's taxonomy places the organism in Eukaryota, Metazoa, Arthropoda, Insecta, Diptera, Drosophilidae.